UGUUGCUGCAUUCAAGGAAUUUAUUAACGCGGUUUUUGAGCUUUGGAAGAAGUCUGCUGCUUCCUUUACUGAUUUUUCAUGUACUGGAGUUCAUUUUACUCAUUAUAGUCGCAAUCUACCAGGAAGGUCCUGAAAGUAUGUGUUACCUUAAUGGAGCUGUACCGUCUAUGGUAAAAUCUGAUAAAUUAAGUAAAGACAAUGAGCCCAUUAGUCUAGAGGAUAUAAUACUCUCGGAUGUAAAGCCUUCACUAGGACGAACAAUAUUCUUUUAUAAAACUAAAUGUCAUCCUCCAGACUCCAAGUAUAUUUUAAACUUGACGGCUAGACAGGCCUGUUCCAUCGAGUCCGCAGCUUUGCAUAAUCCAAAUUUUCAAGUGUUUCUUUUAUUUGAAAGUCCCAGCUACUUCCCCGAUGAUCAAGAAACCCCUCUUCUUGAUGCCAUUCAAAGCUACCAGAAUGUACAUCUUCGUCAGUUGAAUAUAUGGCGCUAUGCAGAUCAUACACCUCUUCAGGAUUGGAUAAAGAAAGCCGAUCUCCUACGGCCGAGCUUUCAGUCGGAAUACACAUCAAAUCUGAUUCGUUUCCUCACACUUUAUCACUUCGGAGGCAUUUACCUGGAUAUAGACUCGAUAGUUCUGCGAUCUUUGAAGGAUAUGCCCCUUAACUAUAUGGGUGCUCAUGAUAAUGUUACUUUGGACAAUGCUGUUUUUAGUCUGGAACCUAAAGGCACCGGCCAUGAGAUUGCAGUACUAUUUUUGCUCGAUAUUCAGGAAAAUUAUGAUAAAAGACUAUUUGAAUAUAAUGAAAACAGUUUAAUUGAUUGGCUAGUGAAAAGAAUUUGUGGAACGGUAUCUGUUAGAAAGAAAGAUUCCAGUCGUUGUCAUGGACUCCAAGUAUUGAACUCCACUGCCGUUUUGACAGUGCCCUCCCAAUACUGGAGCAAUUCUUUAGAUCAUAAUUUGUUGAAAGCUAUAAUAUCUAAAGCCGAAAACUCGUAUAUAAUACAUUUUAGGAAUAAACUUUCUAGCAAAUGCGAUUUUAAAAAAGGGUUCAGUACUAUUUAUGCGAUAUAUGCAAAACAGAAUUGUCCCAAAGUCUAUGAGGCAACUGGUGAAUUUUUCUAAGUGUCCAAUACAUUUUUUACAUAAAAGUAGUUAUUUUUAUUAGUGACAUAUUACAGUUUUAAA
This is a messenger RNA of Drosophila innubila, 1187 nucleotides long. Its product is annotated as lactosylceramide 4-alpha-galactosyltransferase-like. Gene Ontology annotation, molecular function: alpha-1,4-N-acetylgalactosaminyltransferase activity. NCBI's taxonomy places the organism in Eukaryota, Metazoa, Arthropoda, Insecta, Diptera, Drosophilidae. The coding region runs from base 138 to 1124 and encodes 328 amino acids. Gene Ontology annotation, biological process: glycosphingolipid biosynthetic process. The record is from RefSeq and is a predicted model, not a curated record. The transcript has 2 exons.